This is a messenger RNA of Hydra vulgaris (swiftwater hydra), 606 nucleotides long. RefSeq lists its product as uncharacterized. The record is from RefSeq and is a predicted model, not a curated record. Lineage: Eukaryota; Metazoa; Cnidaria; Hydrozoa; Anthoathecata; Hydridae.
AUGGAUGAAGAAUUAUUUUCAAGUAAAUCCAAAAUUUGUAAUUUGAUGUCAGAGUUGUCUAUUUUAAAUGUUGGUACAAUAGAAUGGUUUGUAUCAGACGAAAAAGUUCUUUUUUAUACAGGUCUUCCAAACAUGGAUGUUUUUUUUACUCUUUUUAAAUUUAUAAGAUCUUUCCUUCUGUGUAAAAGAUCAAAACUUUCAGAUUUUCAACAUCUUUCACUGACUUUGAUGCGUCUUCGGCUUAAUUUAACAUUAAAUGAUUUAGCUUAUUGUUAUAAUGUCAGUAGCACAUCAGCCUCUUCUGUGUUUCUUAAAACAAUCGAUGUUUUAUAUGUGAGACUUAAAGAACUUAUAAAAUGGCCUGAUAGAGAGCAGUUAUGUAAGACUACCCCAAUGUGUUUCCGACAACAUUUUGGAACAAGAGUGGGUGUUGUUAUAGACUGCUUUGAGGUAUUUAUAGACAAACCGAAAAAUACACUAGCACGUGCACAAACAUUUUCUUCCUAUAAACACCACAACACUGUCAAGUUUUUAAUUGGUAUUGCUCCUCAAGGUGUUGUAAGUUUUAUUUCUAAAUCAUGGGGUGGUCGUGUUAGUGAUAUCUAA